ACCACUGCAGCGCUAAAGUUGUUAAUUGUGUUAAACCAAUAAAACGCGACGAAUGUGAAAAUCGAUAUUCGCAAUUCGCAAUUCUCAACUCGCAACUCGCAACUCGCAACUCGCCAAAAUAGUCGUUCAACAAAAUAUUGAGAAAAAGUGCGCCAUAAAAAGUUUCUGUGCAACCAAAAGGGGAAUCAAUAAAAAUUACUGUAAUGGCGCAAUUUGUGGUAAUCUGGAGCAUAUUUCUGUACGCUUCCUGUCUGCUGCUGCUCAGCAGUGCUGAAGUCCCACAACAACAACAGCAGCAGCAACUCACCAAAGUGCCAUUGGUCAACAACAAUGUUGUUGAAAUGGUUGCUGAUGUGGGUGGACAAAGCGGAGUAGGUGCCGGUGUGGGUCUAGCAGGCGGUGUAGGUGGCAUAGUAGCGCCCAGCGUCGCUUCAGUGGCGAAGGAGGAGCGUGUUUACUACCAUCCGGCUGCGGUAACCAAACCACGAAUCAUCGACCAGUAUGAUCAUCGCUCCUUGGACGGACACUUUGAGUACAGAUAUUUGCUCAGUAACGGUGAAGCUCGUUAUGAACGCGCCUACUGGUUGCCAGCAGGUAAAAAUAUGGUGUUGGCACGCAAGGGAUACUACUCUUACCCAAUAUCGAACAAUAAAUUCCUAACAGUCUUCUACACUGCUGAUGAGAAUGGAUACCGACAGGAUUCAACCACAUUUAGUAGAACGCAACCACAUCUCCCGCGUAGUAUCGAAGUGCCAGAAUACGUACCACAAUCGGCAUACGCCGCGCAUUCACCGGUAACACAACAUCAGAGUAAACCGAGUAAACCACAUGCGCACACUUCCACGACAACCCCAAAGCCUUUUGUUCCAUCAACCGAUAAUCCAUUCAUACAAUUGAAACCAACGGCGACAUCACAUAUGCCGGCACAUCAAUCUAUUGUUGGCCAUGGUCAACCCUCGUACGGUCAUCAAUCACAAGCGCAACAUUCAGCCGUUCAUUCAUCAGUUGGAAGUCAUGUGGCGUCAAGCAUGCACUCAUCUACUGGUGCACACCAACCAUCAGGACCGCACCAUUCAUCUGCUCAUUCAUCGUCAGCUGGUCAUUCAUCAGCCGGCGGUCAUGUGGCGUCAGGCGUUCACUCAUCUACUGUUGCACACCAACCAUCAAGACCCCACCAUUCAUCUGUUCAUUCAUCGUCAGCUGGUCAUACAUCAGUCGGCGGUCAUGUGGCGUCAGAUGUUCACUCAUCUACUGGUGCACACCAUUCCGCAUCAGCUCAUCCUGCAUCGGUUGUCUCCUCUUCCUCUGGUGUUCACACCAGCGUAGGAGUUAAGCCUGUCCCAAGUCAAUUAUGGCAGUCGUCAGUUGCUGCUCCCGCCGUGUCAAAUGUGGUGUCAUCUCCGGGAGUUCCCCAUUUGUCUGGAGUCCAUUCACAAGCAGUUCACCCUGCAGUUCCCAGCCAAUCGGCAGUUCAACAUGGAGUAGAAAGUCAUUCCCAAGUGGGAGCUCACCCAAUUGUUCCCUUCCAACCGGCAGUUAUUUCUUCUUGGGCUAGUCAGUCAUCAGGCGUUCAUUCCCAGACGGGAGGACAUUCAGAACUUCCAGCAGCUUCCACAGUUCUCCCCUCAGUAGGCGCUUACUCACCACCUCCAGUUCAUUCCCCAUCUAUAGUCCAAACUUCCACAGGAGUACAUUCCACUGCAGUCCACCACACACGCCCCACAGUACGCCCAACCAACCAAGUAUAUCAAUACCAAUCAGCUGCACAAGGUUCUUCGGUAGGAGUUCCUCCAACAGUUGCUUCGCCCACAGGCCCAGUUCAAUCAUGGCAUUAUAGUUUUUAAACAAACAACACCUGAUUGUGAAUCAAGGCGAUUAAGUUGGUAUAGAAAUUUUGACCUGGCUUACGAAACUACAUUAUACAUAUAUUUUCUUGUAAUUAAAAACCGAAAAUAAAAUACUUCC
Bactrocera latifrons is the source of this 1965-nucleotide messenger RNA. RefSeq lists its product as uncharacterized. The record is from RefSeq and is a predicted model, not a curated record. Lineage: Eukaryota; Metazoa; Arthropoda; Insecta; Diptera; Tephritidae. Bases 204 to 1844 code for a protein of 546 amino acids. The transcript is spliced from 3 exons.